ACACACACACACACACACACACACACACUCAAUUUUUUACUUCCUCUAGCACUUGGGACUAUUGCUAAAGCACGUGGUGAGUGCAGAGAGGAAACAUGAUUCACCUGAGUGUCAGUUUUACUGUGUGUAUCUUUGGCUAUUCUUUCUUUCUCAGAACACUCUCGGUCACCUUCCAUUUAGACUCAAUAUAUGACACAUGCAUACCUCCCCCACAACACACACACACUCACUCACUCACACACUCACUCAAGCAACACAUGUGUUUUCUCUCUUAUCUGUAAUGGUGGAGGGACCGUCAGGUGUCUUUAACACGUUGUGUCCUCAGUCAGAGGCAGCAUGGUGGACCUCAGCUUUGUAAACUGGGUCAGUGUAGACAACCUCAUAGAGGAGAGUGGGCAGAUGUUUCUGCCGAAGAUUUUGUGUGACGCUGCUGUUUCCUCCUCUGCCUCCUCUCUCUCUCACUCUCUCCUUUUCUCUCAGGUUAUUUCUUCCAUUUGUUCUCCCUUUUCCUCUCUCUCUCUCUCUCUCUCUCUCUCUCUCUCUCCCUCUCUCUUCACCCAUGUUGUGGGGCUAGGUUGGAAUAGUUGAUUGGCAGCUACAGCAGUAUUUGGCUGGUUUGCUGCCAUUCUGUGAGGCUCAGCCAAGCCCCCUGGGUCAGGGCCCUAGAAUUCAGUGCCUUUCGUGAGGGAGAAUGCAGCUGAUGUAUUCUGUGUACACACAGUGGUGCAUGCAGUACUUACUGCUGUGGCUACCACCUACACACACAAACACACACACACACACACACACACACACACACACACACACACACACACACACACACACACACACACACACACACACACACACACACACACACUUUUCACUACAGCACCUGUGUACCAGUUGGCCUGCCGCUCCAGUCAGGUUUCUUGGCAUGCUGACUAUAUCCAGCCAAGGUACUCUGCACUGGACUUCCAAGGCUGUCGCCUGCAAUGUUUUGGCCAAGGGCUUAUCUUUCUAGAUCACUGCCUGCUUUACACUCUUGUAUGGUUUGGAGAGGAGGGUCUACCAUUUCAACUGACAGACUGAGCCAAUCCCUAGCACCCUUGUAGGGAGUCAGGGAUGGCCUGACAGUGCUGUAAUGUUUAGAGUUCACACAGUGAAAGUUCUGGAAGACUAGUUCACAUUCAAAUUUAGAAGCACAUGAGCUUAGGGGAAGUAGACUUCUUGCUACAGAAGAGGGAUGCGGUAGGGAAUGUAGACUUCUAUCUACAAACACCAUGAAAUCUCAGAAUUACUCUUUAAUCAAAAGACUACAAUGAGUACAUCAGAUUUUACUACAUGCUACAUGCUGUUCUCAGCAAAUCCCUGCUCCACAAAGUAGCUGGCAGACCACAAUAUUGAAUUCAAUUAAAGAAAUGGUCCUCUCAGGAAUGGUGCCAUUCAUAUCAGCAUGGUGCACUGUCUUGUGCUUGUUGACCAAGUUAUUCUUAGGGACGAUUAUAUGAGCGCCUCUCAGUGUGUAGUGUACACAACCCAGUUAUAUAUGUGCCAAAGAAAUGAUCGCAACUCGGCGCUGGAAUACUUGCAUCACAGUUUGAGUAACUCUUAUCCUACAGAUUGAAUAACUCCUUCUGUCGUCAUAGCGGAUGCCAUCUGCAAUGUUAUGAGCAUUUGCUGUCAUCUAUGUUUGGCAUGAGAGGGCUAAAUAAAGUUAGGAGGCCAUAUAGCAUGUCAGACGUGCUGCUAGUUGGUUUUGUGUCCGACUCCGUCAGGCUGCUCGCUAUGCCUGAGGUGGGAGGGUCUUUUUUUUUUUUUUUUUUUUGGGCAUGGCAAUGUUCAGAUUCUGCAGCAAAGGCUCCUUUUUCUGCCUCUCCACCUAAAGGACUGCAGUCCUGAGGGAUUGUACUCUUCUCGUCAGAUUGGAAAGGUGGCCAUGGACGCCUUCAGCCAGAUCAUCCUGCUCAUCGCAGUGGUCAGUUUCUUCACCUUCCAGUGGUUGUUCCACAGCGUGAGCCCCUGGGUCUCGUCCAGGGUCAGCCCGGGCUUUCUGCGCCUCACCCCCAAGCAGAAGAUCGAGUGGAACUCCAGGACGGUGUCCACAUUCCAUGCCCUGGUGGUCGGCCUCUUCUGCCUCUACAUCCUGCUCUUUGAUGACGCCGUCAAUCAAGACCCAGUGUGGGGAGACCCAACUCUGGUCAAGAUCAACGUGGGCAUUACCACUGGCUACCUCAUAUCUGACCUGCUGCUCAUAUUUAAUUAUUGGAGUUCGAUAGGGGACAAGUUUUUUGUAAUACACCACCUGGCAGCAUUGUAUGCUUACUACUAUGUACUGGGCCAAGGAAUGUUGCCUUAUUUUGCUAACUUCCGUCUGCUUGCAGAAUUUUCAACCCCAUGUGUUAACCAGCGCUGGUUCUUUGAAGUGUUAGGUUACCCCAAAUCCUCAAGGCCCAACAUCGCCAACGGGAUGAUGAUGGCGGCCAUCUUCUUCCUGGUGCGGAUCGCCGUCAUGCCUGUCUACUACAGCCGCAUGUACUCGGUCUACGGCACCGAGGCCUUCUACCGCGUCCCCCUGGGCGGACGCGGGGCCUGGAUCUUCUCCAGCUUCUGCCUGGACAUCAUGAACAUCAUGUGGAUGCACAAGAUCGCGCGCGGCUGUUACAGGGUGAUGCGCUCGCGCCACAGGCCCAAGCCGCCGCCGCCGCUCCAGGAGAACGGCAAGGCCGACUGAAGACGUUGGAACUUCGCUUUUUAAGUACGUCCCCUCUGUUCUCUUUUGGAUGGAAGGACUGAGAAGAGAUUCUGUACUCUUCUCAAUGCACAACAUGUUUUUUUUUUUUUUUUUUGAGGGGGACUGGUCUCUUCUGGUCUGGCCUCGUUGGCAUGGACUCCUCUUUUUACUGCAGUCAGGUUGAAAACUGCAUUCUGGCACUCACAUGUGAAGGCUCUCGACCUCUGAGAGCCCCCUUCCAAACGAAUUCUCUCAGCCCCCUGUCAGCAAUACUCUCAGUGCAUGGCCAAGUCCUUUUGUUUUGUUGUUGUUAUUGUUGUUGUUGUUUUCUUUCAGUGCAUUUCGAAAUGGCUCGUGACGACCUUGACCUUGACCUUUUCCGUUUCCUGAUGACUCGCACUAAAAAGGCCACACAGCGUUAGACAUUACACUCUAGAGACUCCUGUGACAACGGAGUGUUGUUUACUUUAUGAAAUGAAGUUGUGUGUGCACAUCUGUAUCCACCGUUUUGUAUUCAUGUUAUGGUUGCCUAAAAAUUAUUGGAACAUAAGAGGGAAUCGAUUCUCAGACGAUUUUUUUAACGCGCCCGAACAAUGUUAUUCCCCCGCAUAUUUCCCCACCCCAGUAUACGAUAAUAGAGAAGAAGUUAGGAAACCAAUGCCAGGUCUCCGAGAAAAGCUAAACCCAGGGGAAUGCAACGCCUCAGAGAACACUGGUCCCUUUGAUGUUUUUGUUGGGGUUACUUAGGAAGAUUCAGAAAAGGUCUACCCAGCUGUCUCUGGCACAGCUGGGCCACAAACUUUCAGGAAAUCAUUCAUCAGCCACCGACGGUAUGAUUUCCCAGAGCCGAGAGAAAAGGUUGAAAUUCUAGUCUCGCCAGUUUCUCUGAUUUCGUUUGUUUUUGUUUGUUUUGUUUGGUUGGAAAGUGCACUUUUGCAGGUACUUAAAGUGGAUAUGCCAUAUUGCUCACCAAGUAAUUUAGGAUGUAAAAAUAAAGGAUUGUAAGGCCUAUAGAGGAAUAUAUUCCUUGAAUGAUUCACUCCCCCAAGAGAUUUGGGACCGGUCUUGAAACACAUGAAAACCAUACCCUGUACGGAAUCUGAUGAUAUGUCACAGUGGUGCAAUAUCAUUAAUGCUUUCUCUGUACUGUCAGUAGUUGCAUGCUGCAAUGUUGUCCCUUGAAUUGCAUUCUUGAGAAAAGGUUCGGUGACAUUGGUCAGAGGUGGGGAAACUAGGUGUUUGAAAUUCAACUUUAUGUCCUAUACAUGUACUCCAAUCAGCUUGAAUUCUUAAAAGAUAAAUUGGUGGAAGGUUACAAGGGAUAUAUAGACUAUGAAAAAAGACUAAACUGAGAGUUAGUCUAUAGUGAAUGUGCCCUUUGGGCUACUGUGAGAGCGUUUGGUUCAUGUUUUAAUGAUCAGUGUGAAGAACUAUGUCUGCAUCAUACACAUAAUUUAUUUAAACCAGUUAUACACUGGAGUCGCAUGUCAAUUAUAGUACCUACAUAUUUAUUAUUUCAAAAGGAAAUGAUAUAUGGAUUACAAAGGUGUUUGUGAUGUAUUUGUAGAUAAACAGUAUAUUUAAGGGAAGAGUUCACAAUACCAUUAUAUUCCUUAUAUGAUCAGUUGAGAAUGUGUCCGAUUGGAACAUUUUAUUGUAGAGUACAUAUUCUAUAUGCACAUGUGACAUCCAGCAAACAGGUGGGGGUGUCCACUAAUGUUUGAAACUUGUAUUUUACAAAAUGAAGAGUAUUUAAUAACAAUGAAAAAUAAAUAUUGGGAGGCUUUUUUGUUUUACAAUGGAACAAUCCAGCGAAACUGUACUUGAAUUAAUACCCACACCUUUCACCCCUGUUAAUUGUCUUUUAAUUACGUCUGCACAACUUCAGUCAGCAUUUAUGCCUCCAUGGUUUUCAAAUGAUUUUUUUUCUGGUUGCCUUAUUUUCAAACAUUAUUUUUAUACAGCACAUUACUAUUUUGUUACAGUUUGUUCAGUGUUCAUGUGUGCAAGUAGCUCCCACUGUCUUUUUGUAUGAUUUCUAUGCCUCUGUUUAUUUGUCCUAUCAAAAUGUGAUAAAAUACAGGUCAGGGAAAUUAAAAGAGGAAAUUAUACAGGAGAAAUGUUAAACAAUUUACUUACCAGCCCUACCAGCAUAGCCUAUGUCUUAGCAUGAUUUUACCAAAUGGUUGUUUGUUUUUAUGUGAAACAUUCAGACUCUAAACAAGCCAAACUGUUUAAUAAGAAAACACGUUGAUGUAAAUGAACAUUUUGUCACACAUUGCAUGCCCAGCAGCAUUGCCAGAUAUUAGUUUGCUUGCAUACUGUACAGGGACUUGAGCACUGUAAAUCAUGCCAAAUAGACUUUAGUAAUAUGAUUAUAUAUAUCUAGAUGCAAUGAACUAUACAUAUGUGUAGUUUCCAAUGUAGUAAAAACAAGGGCAUGUUCAUUCCUCGGCAGUGCUUUCAUCUUAAUUUUAUACCUUUAGAUUUGCAGUGUUUUGUAGAAUAGUCAGAAUUUUCAUAAACCAAGGAAAUUCUUUUCUUUUUUUGUUUAAAGUGGAUUAAAUGUAAUUGUGUGGGAAUGCAUGAAUGAGUAAUCUCAGCCAAUAUAUUGCAUCGGGUGGAUUUAGACACUUGACCUAUAACUUCACGUCCAGAAAAUGUGACACAAUAUUCUUCUUACACACAUCGUCAAGUUUAUGUUCGUUCACUGAAAAACAUGCAAAGCAGUAAAAGUGCAUUUGAAGGGGAGAUGUCACUUAUUUAUAUAUUUUUUUUCAUUUUAUUCGGUGGCAUAUAGGGUUAGUUUCAUUGAGCCUUUGCAAGACAAUACUGUAUACAUGUACAGAAGAGGUUUUGUUUAUAUAUAAUGUUAUGUUUUCUUUAAGUCUUUGUUGACCAUGGGUAACUCCUUGUGAUGUGAUCUCUAGGAUGUUUAAACCCGUUAACCAAAGUGUUGAGGCCUCAGUAGUCUUACUCCUGGGGGGAAGGACCGUUUACCUGAUGGAAGGCCAGCACAGUUAUUUGUGAGCACUGGUUCUAUUUAUUUGUUGAACUUCUUGUUUGUUUUUGGUUGUUUUUCGUCUUAAUUAUAAAAACUGACCUUGUAAAGCCAUUUGCCUCAAUAAAGCAAUACAUUCAUGAUCAAUUCACCUUGAAA
Molecule: messenger RNA, 5873 nt
Organism: Sardina pilchardus (European sardine)
Lineage: Eukaryota; Metazoa; Chordata; Actinopteri; Clupeiformes; Clupeidae
Gene: tlcd4a
Product: TLC domain containing 4a
Exons: 7
Coding region: 1919-2713 (264 amino acids)
Biological process (GO): lipid homeostasis
Cellular component (GO): endoplasmic reticulum; membrane
Source: RefSeq, a predicted model, not a curated record